This is a messenger RNA of Mercenaria mercenaria, 4217 nucleotides long. Its product is annotated as cell division control protein 45 homolog. Gene Ontology annotation, molecular function: chromatin binding; DNA replication origin binding; single-stranded DNA binding. Gene Ontology annotation, biological process: DNA replication initiation; mitotic DNA replication preinitiation complex assembly; double-strand break repair via break-induced replication. The transcript has 17 exons. Gene Ontology annotation, cellular component: DNA replication preinitiation complex. The coding region runs from base 89 to 1786 and encodes 565 amino acids. The record is from RefSeq and is a predicted model, not a curated record. NCBI's taxonomy places the organism in Eukaryota, Metazoa, Mollusca, Bivalvia, Venerida, Veneridae.
GUUUGUAUUAUCUCUUUGGCAAUUUGACUAAUUUCCGGGUUUUCACCGCGCCAUAAUCAAAACAAGGAAAAAAGCCUGUGAUGAAAAAAUGAUUAUCAAAGAUUUUCGCAAAGAAUUCUACGAUGCCAUUCAACAUCAGCGAGUGCUGGUACUGGUGGCUUUUGACGUAGAUGCAAUAUGUGCUUGCAAGAUUCUACAGGGUUUGUUUCAAUGUGAUCAGAUAUUGUACACAAUUGUUCCUGUGUCAGGGAGAGAGGACUUGGAGAGAGCCUUCAUUGAGAAUUCGGAAGGGAUUAAACAUGUGAUAAUGAUCAACUGUGGUGCUAAUAUAGAUGUUGUUGAGGAGCUACAGCCUGAAGAAUACAUAAAAUUUUAUAUCUGUGAUAGCCAUCGGCCUGUUGAUGUACAUAAUGUAUUUAAUGCUGUACAGAUCAAAUUACUGAUGAAGUCUGCUGAGUUAUCUGUCCCUGAAUAUGAUGAUGUCUUCAGAGAUGAUGAAGAGGAGUCGGACAUGGAUUCUGGAAAUGACAGCGAUGAAUCUGAAACCCAGUCAUCACGAAAACGGAAAAGAUUUGAUGAUGCUGCAAUAGAACGGAGAAUGGAAAAGAGAAAAUGGGAAGAAAAUAGAAAUAAAGUGCUAUUUGAAUACAUGCAGUUUUCAACAUAUGGAACUUCAUCAGCAUUAUUGAUGUUUGAGUUGGCUUGGAAGAUCUCGAAAGAUUCGAAUGAUCUGUUAUGGCUGGCAAUUGUUGGUGUUACAGACCAGUAUAUACACUAUAAAACACCAAGAGAAAAAUACAUAGAAGAUGUGAUGGCACUGCAGUCACAUGUUUCAAGACUAAACCACAAAGAUGAUGAAGAUAUUAUAUCAAUUAACUGCCUCAAGAUUAUGUAUGAUGAUGAGUUACAAUUAACGAUGUACAGACAUUGGUCCUUGUUUGAUAGUAUAUGUCAUUCAAUUAAUAUGGCAUGUAAAUUUAAGAUAUGGACACUUAAAGGACAGAAGAGAUUGCACGAGUUUCUUGCUGAAAUGGGGUUGCCAUUAACGCAGUGUAAACAGAAAUUUGCUUCCAUGGACUCCAGCCUGAAAACCAACAUUAGAACUAUGAUACAGGAAAACAUGAACAAAUAUGGUUUGGUAGAUGAAGAUGUGAUACUGCCAUCAUUUUUUGCCCAGUAUGGUUUUAAGAACAAGUUGUGUGCCACUGACGUAGCUCAUGUUACAGCAGCUAUCUUAGAAAACACAGAAAAAGGAAAGACACCUACAGAUAGUUUCCUAAAGGCGAUGGAUGUUUUAUCAAGGUCAAAUACAGCAGCAAUGGAGAAAGGUCUUGAGUUAGCCAAAAGACAGUUACAGGCCAUUAUAACCCAGGUGCAGACAUUUCUAGAUAUGCAUCAAGUCAUCUCUGCUGGUCCAUUUCUCUAUGCAUUUAUGCAAGAGGGAGCGGCUGAUGUUAAACUGUUUGCACACCAGCAAUGUGUAAUGAGACUAGCAAGAUUUACACUGGAAGCACACUGUUCUGUGAGUCGUAAUAAGAAGGCGCGUAACUUACCUCUGGUGUUAGGUGUUCCUUUAGAUAGUGAAAAGGGUACAAUACUUGUGAUAGGUAUACCACCACUCUCUAUGGAUGAUGAGAGAAAAAAUUUUUUCGGGAAAGCUUUUGAACAGGCAGCUGCCAGCACAAACUGUAGAACAUCUCAUGACACAUUCGAUACAUUCAUUAUGGAAAUGAAGAGUGAAGAUAGAAGUAAAUUCUUCGAUGCUCUGAUCAGUUUGCUGAAUUAAGGUCCAGGAUGUAGUAUAUAGAGAGGGAAUGUGUUACAUAUGGAAUCUGAAACAGUAUGGAGGAUGGAAGAUUAGAAACAUUAGGUUCUGGACAUUAUAUAUAAUAUAUAGAUAUACAAGAAAGUGAAAAUGAUUUAAUAAGAUAUACAAUAAGUGCCUAUGUAAUGAACUUUUGAGCUUGGCAUUUAGAUUGAAAGAGGUGUGAACAAAGUGACCAAACAAAACAACAGGAAUGUAAUAGAUGGUGCUGAUGUAACAGUGGAAGAGAAUAUAAUUCUGAGAACGUAAUAGUGAGAGAGAUUGUAGCAAGAUGGAAAUCAUUAUAAGAUCUUUUAGACUGAAGUGCUUGGAAAGCAUAAAACGUUGGAGCCAGUAUAAAGCAGUUAAAUCACAGUGGAAGUACAAAGCAAUGUAGUUUGUGGAAAAACUGUAAGAUGAAGACAUAUGAGCCGUGCCAUGGGAAAACCAACAUAGUGGGUUUGCGACCAGCAUGGAUCCAGACCAGCCUGCGCAUCCGCGCAGUCUGGUCAGGCUCCAUGCUGUUCGCCUUUAAAGCCCAUUGGAAUUGGAGAAACUGUUAGCGAACAGCAUGGAUCCUGACCAGACUGCGCGGAUGCGCAGGCUGGUCUGGAUCCAUGCUGGUCGCAUACCCACUAUGUUGGUUUUCCCAUGGCAUGGCUCAUAUGACAAGGCAAGCAAUUGGAUAAUUAAAAAAAUAGCUGUUUUUAAAGCAAAGGGAAGCAUUUUGUUUUGGACCAACUAGAUGCUGUGUUGUUUCUUUAUUAAUAUCAAACAUUUUUGAUGUACUUUUUGAAGAAUGGAAUUAAAAUUCUAUAUAUAUUCUUAAGUUAUUAGAUUUGUAUCAAGAAAUAUGUGCAUGUCCUUGCAGUAGAAAUAUUUUAUGACUAAGAAAGCUCUCCAUAAGAGAGUGCACAUAUCUUGAUGCAGAGGUAAUAUGCCUUUUAGUAUAUAUGCAUUUACACCUGUAAAUAUAAUUCAUUUGUUCUUUAGUUUCAGCAAAUUCAAAAUUUUCAUAUUUUUUUCAUGAAUGUUACAACACAAAUUAAGGUAAUUCUGCACAUUUGAUAAACAGGAAGUUUUAGUUUUAUGUUAUUUACCAGGAAAAGGUAGUAUAAAGCCUUUACCUGGCAUGCAUACAUGGAAAUCAGUGACAACACGUGUUAAUUUGUAAAAGUGGCAACUUUACAAACUUUCUAAACAAAAUAUAAUUUAAAAAAUGUUUAUAGGUGAUCAAAUUCCAAAUUAUGUCAUAAAAUCGGUUUGAAAUUUUUGUGCAUCCUUUGAUGUUAAGCAUAUAUCACAGAAAUAAACACAAACCUGUAUGUUUUAUUUGACUAUAUAAUAGAAAAUAUAUUUAUUUACAACAGUGAUAAGUUUCAGUAUACCUCGAAAAAAAGGAGCUAAGGAGUGGGUAUACUGGAGUCGCUAUGCAGGUCCGUCCAUGCACCUGAGAUAACUCUUGAAAGGGUGUGUGACCAUUAGACUCAAUUUUUUGGUACACAUGUAUAUAAUCAUAAGAUACAGGUGAAGGAUAAUUUCUUUACAAUCAACUGCUUUUGCCAGAGAUAUGACCCUUUUUUUUCUGACUUAAAAUUCAGUAAAAUAUUGAUACUCGUGUGAUAACAUAUGAAAGGAUAAGUGAAUUGAAUUCAUUUUUGGUACACUUUUAUGUAAUUGUGAUGUACAAAUCUUGAUCGAUUUCUGUUAUAGUCCACCAUUUUUGGGAGGGGGUAUUGCUCGUUUUUGACUAAAAAUUUUGUUGUCUGUUGAAUUACACCUGAAUGGAUGAAUGGUAAUAUAGGUAUAUCAUCAGAAAAUACAGGCUAAGUUUAGUUCUUGUUCUUGUUACAAUCCACCAGUUUUGGCAGAAUUAUAGUACCUUUUCUGACUAAAAAUUUUGCAAAAUAUUGAUGUCUGUUUGAUAACUUUUGUAACGAUGAAUAGACUGAUUUUAUUUUUGAUACAGAUUAUAUGAUUAUAAAAUUCAGGUUAGAUUUCAGUAACAAUCCACUAAGUUUUGGUGGAGCGAUGGCUUCUUUUUGACUCGAACUUUUUAAAUCAGGUCUUUUUUUUCAUACAGGAAUGUUAUGUUAUAGCGGUAUUAUUUUUGAAAACUUACACGAGGUUUCAAAUUUCCAUUGCAGUCUAGCAAACAAAUACGCGACCCUGUCUUUUUUAUUUGCUAGACUCAAUUCAUUUACCUUGAUGUUUUGAAAGAAGUAAGAUAUUUAGCCAAAUUCUACAUUGUACAGAAAAAAAUAAUGCAAACACAAUUUCUUUUAGUUUUAUGAUAAAAGUGCUACAAAAAAAAAUGUAGUGCAUCAAAUAUACUGGAUUUGUAUUUAUAAAUUGUAAAUAUUUUAUUACUGUACCAAACUGCAGAUCUAUUAAAUUAAAUGAUUUAACCAUC